Molecule: messenger RNA, 4792 nt
Organism: Melospiza georgiana
Lineage: Eukaryota; Metazoa; Chordata; Aves; Passeriformes; Passerellidae
Gene: WASHC4
Product: WASH complex subunit 4
Exons: 34
Coding region: 66-3587 (1173 amino acids)
Biological process (GO): endosome organization; endosomal transport
Cellular component (GO): endosome; WASH complex
Source: RefSeq, a predicted model, not a curated record
GGGGCAGGAAGUGCCGUGCGCCUGAGUCAGGGGCGGCCGGGCGGCCGCUGCCUGGAUCGGCGGCGAUGGCGCUGGAGACCCUGUCCCCGGACUGGGAGUUCGACCGCCUCGACGACGGCUCGCAGAAAAUUCAUGCUGAAGUGCAGUUGAAGAGCUACGGAAAAUUUCUUGAGGAAUAUACAUCUCAGCUGAAAAGAAUUGAAGAUGCUUUGGAUGACUCUGUUGGAGAUGUUUGGGACUUCAGUCUUGAUCCCAUUGCUUUAAAGCUUUUGCCAUAUGAACAGUCCUCCCUACUGGAGCUCAUAAAGACAGAAAACAAGGUUCUAAACAAAGUUAUUACAGUGUAUGCUGCUCUUUGCUGUGAAAUCAAGAAGUUAAAAUAUGAGGCAGAAACUAAAUUUUAUAAUGGCCUCCUGUUUUACGGAGAAGGAGCCACAGAUUCCAGCAUGGUGGAGGGAGAUUGCCAAAUACAGAUGGGAAGAUUUGUUUCUUUCUUGCAGGAGCUGUCUUGCUUUGUUACCCGAUGUUAUGAAGUGGUGGUGAAUGUAGUGCAUCAGCUGGCUGUUCUGUAUACCAGCAACAAGAAUGCACCUAAAAUUAUAGAGACAUCUGGAGUUCAUUUUCAGGCAAUGUAUGAGCAUCUAGGAGAGUUGCUCACAAUCUUGAUAACUCUGGAUGAAAUAAUUGACAAUCAUGCCACACUGAAAGAUCACUGGACCAUGUAUAAGAGGCUGCUAAAAUCUGUCCAUCAUAACCCUUCUAAGUUUGGGAUUCAAGAAGAUAAGCUAAAGCCAUUUGAAAAAUUGCUGUUAAAACUGGAAUGCCAGUUACUUGAUGGAAUGAUAUUUCAGGCCUGUAUAGAGCAACAGUUUGAUUCUUUAAAUGGUGGAGUGUCUGUGUCAAAGAACAGCACAUUUGCUGAAGAAUUUGCUCAUAUUCUUCGUACAUCUUUCUCAAAUGUCGAAGCCAAACUUGGUGAACCUUCAGAAAUUGACCAGAGAGAUAAAUAUGUGGGCAUCUGUGGCCUGUUUGUAUUGCAUUUUCAGAUUUUUCGGACUGUAGACAAGAAAUUUUAUAAGUCAUUGUUGGAUGUCUGUAAGAAGGUACCAGCCAUUACAUUAACAGCUAACAUUAUCUGGUUUGCUGACAAUUUUCUGAUUCAGAAGAUUCCAUCUGCUGCCAAACUACUGGACAAGAAAAGUAUUCAUACAGUUAAAACACAAAGGGAGAACUUUCUACAGCAGAGGGCACAGUCACUUACCAAAGAUAUGCAGUCAUAUUAUGUUUUUGUGAGCUCGUGGAUGACAAAAAUGGAAUCUAUCUUGUCCAAGGAGCAGCGCACAACAAAGUUUUCUGAAGAUCUUUCUAACCGCUGCAAUGUCUUCAUCCAGGGUUUUCUUUAUGCAUACAGUCUUAGCAACAUCAUUAAAACAACAAUGAAUCUUUACAUGUCAAUGCAAAAACCUAUGACCAAAACCUCAGUAAAAGCCUUGUGCAGACUUGUGGAGCUUCUGAAGGCAAUAGAAUAUAUGUUUUACCGAAGAAGCAUGGUUGUGGCAGACUCUGUGACGCACAUCACUCAGCAUCUGCAGUAUCAGGCUCUUCUCUCUAUCUCUGUGGCCAAGAAAAGGGUGAUUUCUGAUAGAAAGUACAGUGAGCAGCGCCUGGAUGUCCUCUCUGCUUUGGUGUUGGCUGAGAACACCCUCAAUGGGCCAAGCACAAAACAGAGGCGACUGAUUGUUUCCCUUGCACUGAGUGUGGGAACACAGAUGAAAACAUUUAAAGAUGAAGAACUUAUUCCCCUUCAGUUAGUUCUGAAAAAACUGGACUUGAUCAGUGAACUUACAGAGAGAGUUCAAGCACAAUGUGACUGUUGUUUCUUAUACUGGCAUCGAGCUGUCUUUCCAAUCUAUUUAGAUGAUGUCUAUGAAAAUGCAGUGGAUUCUGCUAGACUACAUUAUAUGUUUAGUGCACUACGGGACUGUGUACCUGCUAUGAUGUAUGCAAGACACUUGGAAUCUUAUGAGGUGCUUCUGGAAUGCUAUGACAAAGAAAUCAUGGAAGUGCUCAAUGAGCACUUGCUGGACAAAUUGUGUAAAGAGAUAGAAAAGGACCUGCGCUUAUCAGUUCACACUCACCUGAAGCUAGAUGACAGAAACCCCUUCAGAGCUGGCAUGAAGGACCUGGCUCACUUCUUCUUUCUGAACCCAAUACGCUUUUUCAAUCGGUUCAUUGACAUAAAAGCUUAUGUAACUCAUUAUUUGGACAAGACCUUCUACAACUUAACAACUGUAGCACUUCACGACUGGGCCACCUACAGCGAGAUGAGAAAUUUGGCAACCCAGCGCUAUGGUUUAAGUAUGACUGAGGCUCACCUUCCCAGCCAGACUCUGGAGCAGGGUCUGGAUGUUUUGGAAAUCAUGAGAAAUAUUCAUGUUUUUGUAUCCCGCUACCUCUACAAUCUGAAUAAUCAGAUCUUCAUUGAAAGAACAAGUAAUAACAAACACUUGAACACCAUCAAUAUCCGACACAUCGCUAACUCAAUUCGAACUCACGGAACAGGAAUCAUGAACACAACCGUAAAUUUCACUUACCAGUUCUUGAGGAAAAAGUUUUACAUUUUUAGCCAGUUCAUGUAUGAUGAACAUAUCAAAUCCAGACUUAUCAAAGACAUCAGAUUCUUCAGGGAAGUCAAAGAUCAAAGUGAUCACAAGUAUCCCUUUGAAAGAGCAGAUAAAUUCAACCGUGGCAUCAGAAAACUUGGAAUAACUCCAGAUGGCCAGAGCUAUCUUGACCAGUUCAGACAACUCAUAAGUCAAAUUGGCAACGCUUUGGGUUAUGUACGAAUGAUAAGAUCUGGUGGACUUCACUGCUGCAGUAGUGCCAUUAGGUUUGUUCCUGAUCUGGAAGAUAUUGUUAACUUUGAAGAGCUGGUGAAAGAAGAAAGUCUCUCAGAAGAAACACAAAAAGCAGCAAGGCAGCUGGACUCUGUGCUGAGUGACCUGACCCGGAACUUUGCAGAGGGAACAGAGUACUUCAAAAUGCUGGUGGAUGUGUUUGCCCCUGAGUUCCGCAGCACGAAGAACAUGCACUUGCGGAACUUCUACAUCAUUGUUCCCCCCCUGACCCUCAAUUUUGUGGAGCAUUCAAUCAGUUGCAAGGAGAAGUUGAAUAAGAAGAACAAAAGUGGAGCAGCUUUCACUGAUGAUGGGUUUGCCAUGGGUGUGGCUUACAUUCUGAAGCUUUUGGAUCAGUACCAGGAGUUUGAUUCUCUGCACUGGUUCCAGUCUGUUAGAGAGAAGUAUGUGAAGGAAAUAAGAGCAGUAGCUAAGCAACAGAACAUACAGUCCACUAACCAAGAUGAAAAACUACUACAGACUAUGAACCUUACCCACAAGCGACUGGAAGUUUGUUUACAGGAAUUUGAACUCCUCUAUUUCUCGCUAAGUAGUGCAAGAAUUUUUUUCAGAGCAGAUAAAACUGCAGCAGAAGAAAGCCAGGAAAAGAAAGAAAAAGAAGAAGAAUCUGGUAAAGCAAGCAAUGGAGAUCUUUCCAACUCUACACCUGCAGAGCCUGUUGUGAAAUGAUGUGGCUGCAACAGCAGAAUCACCCACACAUGAUGUUCCUUUCCCCAGGAUGGCCUUGCUAGGGAGCUGUGUGCAGUCAAUACACAGCUCACACUCUAGUCUGCACUUGUAUUUUCCCUUCUCCAUUUUUUCUUUUGGAGACAUUAUCUUGCUAAGGUAAGACUUUGCAGUUGAACAUAACGUGAACUGAGCAUUGCCUUUGUGUACAAUAGUUAACAAAUUCAUGUGGUUCUGGUGAUGGAAAUUCUAGAGGAAAGACAUAGCCUAUUUUUAUAGAUGCCUGUUUAAUCUGGGAGAACUGAAUGUAUACUCUAUGUGGGAAAAAUAUAUACAUACGCAAACAUGUACAGUGAUAAUAGAGCUAUUCUUGCUAAUACAGGACUGUAGUUUGUAUUUCCUUCUUUCUCUUUGUCAUGUAGCAGCAUAGAUAUGCAGAAAGAUUUUUCUCAUCUGAAAUCCAAAGUGGGUCCUGGGUUUGGAUGUCACGUGACUGAGUUGCAUUAAGUCUUUUUUCUCCCCACAAGGAUAUGGAAGGGGGGCAAAAUUCAUGCUGUGGUGCUACAACUCUUUCUGUUGCUUUUGACCUCCUGUCACAAUUACAGGAACCAAAUGGACCCUAAUUGUUGUCUGGAGAGGAGAAUGGAGCUAAAACAAAAAAAUCCCCUAAACUAAACCACACAUGCUCACUCAGAAAUUCCUAGGGGUGACAGAAGUGAUGAUGAAUUUUCUGCAGGGAUAUAAAACAUGUCUAGGGUUUUUUUUUCCUUCAGGGCAGGGUUGGAACUGGCUAAAGGCCAGGCUCUCACCCCCAGCAGGCAGCUGUCAGCACUGCCCUCAGGUCUUCAGCCUUGUGCCAAGGCUGCUGGAAGUGCAGCAGCUGCUCUCUGAGGGGUUGUGGACACCCAGCUCUCUGUCAGCCCUGCCACCAAGGGUUUGCAUGGCCCCAGCAGCUGCAAACGCCUGGUGCUGAAGGGCACACUCUGCAGGUCCUAAUGCAGCCUUGAACCAGAAAAACAUUUGAGUUGCAUCAGACAUCCAUCAACAGCUCUUUUCAGCUUCUCAGGUACAAAGGACCAAAUGUAAUACUUAAUGUUUCCUAACUCAUUGUACAAAAGGGUAUUUUGUUACUCCAGUCUCUUUGGUUUGGGAGUAGAGAACAUUAUGUAUAUAAAACUGUGUUAAUAAAUGCAAUUUUGAGAACCUCA